AUGGCCUGCAAUGUCACAAUUACUGUGGUAAUCAUAAGUGUGAUGUUGAUCUUGAUUCGUCUGCUCUAUGUUUUUUACCAAUCCGGCAAACCCCUCAAAACCAGAGGCUCUGCAGGCUUAGCAUCACCCCUUAGUACAUUCAUUAUAUUAGGCUCAGGGGGUCACACUGCAGAGAUGCUCAACCUGUUAUCCGUGCUGCAAAAGGACAGAUUUUCCCCCAGGUUCUACAUUGCCGCUGCUACUGACAAUAUGAGUCUCCAGAAAGCUCGGUUGCUAGAAGAGACUGAGGACAAAAUGGAGACUUCACGCUCACAGUUCAUGCAGAUCUAUCGAAGUAGGGAAGUGGGGCAAUCGUAUAUAACCUCUGUGUUGACUACUUUGAUAGCUAUGGUUCAUGCACUUUGGCUAAUGCUAAGAAUCAGACCUCAAGUGAUUCUAUGCAACGGGCCUGGGACUUGUGUUCCACUUUGUGUAAUUGCAUUCUUAUUUAAGGUUGUGGGGAUUAGAUGGUCAUCUGUGUUUUAUGUUGAGAGUAUAGCAAGAGUACAGAGGCUUUCCCUAAGUGGCUUGCUUCUUUACAAGUUACGCAUAGCUGAUCAGUUCUUUGUCCAAUGGCCACAGCUACAGAAGAAAUAUCCCCGAGCUCACUAUGUUGGCUGUCUCAUGUAGUCACUUUGGUAGUUUCUAACCUCCAAUAUAGUCUUACAUCCCUCAAGUUUUUACCUACUUUAAGUUAUUCUACUUCAAAUGUAGUUCACAACUCCUAAACUUCUUACUGACGAAAAUUGUGUUAUACCACCCACGAGGAUUGGGUCAGAACUAUUCAACUGCUGUAAAGUUCUUUGUGCAAUACUGAUACAUUUUUCAAAGUGAUGCCAUUUUGAUUUGUUAA
Rosa rugosa (rugosa rose) is the source of this 892-nucleotide messenger RNA. Its product is annotated as UDP-N-acetylglucosamine transferase subunit ALG14. Gene Ontology annotation, cellular component: UDP-N-acetylglucosamine transferase complex. The record is from RefSeq and is a predicted model, not a curated record. The coding region runs from base 1 to 669 and encodes 222 amino acids. Gene Ontology annotation, biological process: dolichol-linked oligosaccharide biosynthetic process. The transcript is spliced from 3 exons. NCBI's taxonomy places the organism in Eukaryota, Viridiplantae, Streptophyta, Magnoliopsida, Rosales, Rosaceae.